This is a messenger RNA of Knipowitschia caucasica, 6522 nucleotides long. NCBI's taxonomy places the organism in Eukaryota, Metazoa, Chordata, Actinopteri, Gobiiformes, Gobiidae. The record is from the annotation of a GenBank genome assembly.
AUGGAGGACAAAGGCCCCCGUGUCGCUGACUACUUCGUGGUCGCCGGCCUCACCGACUCGCCCUCGCCGCUGGAGGAGGGCCUGCACUGGGAUGACGUCUCCCCACGGUCGCUCCAGCCCAAAGCCUCGAUCACCGAUGUGGCCGUGGUCAUCCGCUCGCUGGGGGAGGAGGUGCCGGCCGGCUUCACCUGCCUCGACAGCACCCCCUCUGGCCUCUCGGCGGAACUGAACGGGGCCAGCCUCCGGGGCCCGCAGAUCUUCUUGUGCUUCAAGCGUGGGAGAGAUAAGCCGCCGCUGACAGACCUCGGCGUCCUGUACGAGUGGAAGGAGAAGCUAAAGCCCGGCUGCCACAUCGUUCAGACCACUCCGGCCGGACGUCCCGCCAACAUCAGCGGCUCCUCGUCCCAGCGCAUCUACAUCACGUACCGCCGGGCCCCCAAGAGCCAGCCCCACACCUCCCUGGCCCUCACCGACGUCUGCAUCAUCGUCCCGGGGAAAGGAGAGAGCCCCCCACACACCUUCUGCAAAGUGGACAAGAACCUCAACAGCAGCAUGUGGGGCUCCUCCGUGUACCUGUGCUAUAAGAAGUCAUUGGCCAAAGCUAACACCAUCCCAUACAAAGCAGGCCUGUUGUGCCGGUACCCAGAGGAGGACUACGAGUCGUUCCCUCUGCCAGAGUCCGUGCCCAUGUUCUGUCUGCCCAUGGGGGCCACCAUCGAGUGCUGGCCCGCCCACACCAAGCACUCUCUGCCCGUCUUCUCCACCUUCGUCCUGACCGGAGCCUCCGCCGAGAAGGUGUACGGAGCAGCCAUCCAGUUCUACGAGCCGUUCCCUGAGGACGAUCUGUCGGAGAGGCAGCGCUCGCAGCUGGGUCUGUCCUGCUCCGGCCUGUCCUGCUCCGGCCUGGGCCCCGAUGGAAGCAGCCUGUACCAGAACAAGAGCAUCUGCCUCCUGUCCCACUGGCCUUUCUUCCAGUCCUUCCGGAGUUUCCUCACAUUCCUCUAUCGAUAUUCCAUCUCCGGGCCUCACGCUCUGCCCAUCGAGAAACACAUCGCUCACUUUAUGCUAAACGUUCCUUUCCCGUCGGUGCAGAGGCCUCGGAUCCUGGUGCAGCUGUCCCCACACGACAGCCUGAUCCUGAGCCAGCCCGUCUCCUCCCCUCUGCCUCUCAGUGGAGGCAGUCUGUCCACGCUGCUGCUGAACCUGGGACCAAAGAACGCCGCGACUCUGCUGGUGCUCGCCGUCACCGAACACAAGAUCCUGGUGCACUCCCUGAGACCCGCGGUGCUCACCAGCGUCACCGAGGCCCUGGUCUCCCUGAUCUUCCCGUUCCACUGGCCCUGUCCCUACAUCCCGCUGUGUCCUCUGGCUCUGGCCGACGUCCUGAGCGCCCCCUGUCCCUUCAUCGUGGGUCUGGACUCGCGAUACUUCGACCUGUACGUCCCCCCCGCGGACAUCAGCUGCGUGGACCUGGACACCAACACCAUCUCUCAGAAAGAGGACAAGAAGGCGGUGACGUGGAAGCUGCUGCCGCGGAGAGCCUGCAAACACCUCCUCAACAGCCUGAGCAAAGUCCACCAGCAGCUGCUCCAGGGGGGCCCUGUGAACCGGGACGACCUGCAGACGGAGCCCGCCAUGACGGACUGUGAGCUGGAAGGAGGCAAGAGUCUGCAGACGCUGGAGCUGGAGAUCCAAGAGGCUUUCCUGCGCUUCAUGGCGGCCAUCUUGAGAGGGUACCGGUCCUACCUGCUCCCCAUCACCCAGGCACCCUCCGAGAAGACCACAGACGCCAGCUCUCUGUUCGACUUACAGGGAUUCUUAAAGAGCCGCGACCGCUCACACCAGAGGUUCUACUCCCUCAUGAUGAAGACGCAGAUGUUCAGCCGCUUCAUCGAGGAGUGCUCCUUCGUCAGCGACAAAGACGCCAGCCUCGCCUUCUUCGACGAGUGUGUGGACAAGUUAUUCUGCAGCGGAGGAAAGGUGGACAGUGAACACUCUGAGGACACACGACUCAUCGAUCUGGACGAGUCUCACUUCAGCGAACACACCGUCUACAUCAACCCCCCAGAGCUGCCCCCCCUCCCAGAGGGACAGGAGCACCCCCUCUGCUACAGUUACUCUGGGUUCCCGGUGCUGGAGGUGGAUCUGCUUCAGCCUCUGGAGGGACCGUCUCCUCCGUCAGCGGCCGCCAGCCUCCGCCACAUCAACCCCGCCAGCCCCACCGCCAUCUUCAGGCGCUCCAAACAGGAGAUGAAGCUGGCCCAGAGAACGGCCCGGUCUGACUCUGCGGUGCCUCAGAUGUGGUCCAAGUGCCUCCUGCGUCACUGCUACGGCCUGUGGUACAUCUGUCUGCCUGCCUUGGUCAGCAGCAGCGCCUCCAGGGUGCGGGCGCUGCGCACGGCCUACGACCUGCUGCGGAAGAUGCAGGAGCGCAACCUGCAGGCGCCAGACGAGGUGUGUUACCGUGUGUUGCUGCAGUGUAGUGAUUGUGAGUUGUGUCUUGUGCAGGUGUGUUACCGUGUGUUGCUGCAGUUGUGUGGCACCUACAGUCAGCCCGUUCUCGCCGUUCGAGUCCUGUUCGAGAUGAAGAAAGCCGGACUGCAGCCGAACGCCAUCACCUACGGAUACUACAACAAAGCGGUGUUGGAGAGCACGUGGCCCUCCAGCACCAGAGGAGGCUUCUUCAUGUGGAGAAAAGUCCGGAACAUGGUCCUGGGAGUCGUCCAGUUCAAGCAGGCCUUGAAAAAACAAACCAGUCUGAGAAAAGACCCUCAACUCUCAGACGGCAGUGACCUGGACACGGUGAGCCACGGCAGCGUGGACAGCGCUAACGACUCCGCGGAACGAAUCUCCAUCGACACCGACUUCACUAAGAUCGACUCCAGCGACGACGGCUUCAGCACAGGUGGUCAGUCAGAUCAAGGCUACGACUCUCUGUCCAAAGAGGAGGAGCGUCUGUGUGUGCGCGACAGUGAGGCUGGUUCCGGGGGCCGGCUGGUGUGUGCGGACCCCACUGUGUCCAGACCAGAGCGCCCCAAGUCUCUGGAGCUGUGUGCGGGACAGGAGGGCUCCGUGAGGGUCCCUGCUCCUCCACCCAAACCCCCAAGCACCGACCGACUGUGCCAGGUCCAGGAGGAGGAGGCCGAGGGAGACCGAGCCAAAGAGAGGGAUCAGGACGAGACCAGGGACAGCAGAGGCAGUUCAGAGACAACGACAGCCUCCUGCGACCCCAGCACCAGCACAAGCACCGCAGACCCGGACUGUGGACCGUCUCCGCUCUCGUCUCCCAGACCCUCCACGCUCCAGCGCUCUGCCUCCCACCUGCCCCUGCCCCUCAAGACCAAAGACCGGCUCAGGCAAUCCCCCUCCCUGCCACUGGGGGAGCUGCGGGACAGAGCUUCCCCCCUGAAGUCUCCCACCUCCCCCACCCCGUCCACGGCCUCGUCCUUCUCCAUGGACUCCCUGUUCACGCCCAGUCUGGACGUCUUCAAGUUCAGCGUCAUCUCUGCGGGAAAAGGCGUGGCUGAGAAGGCCAGCCGGCUGUACUCUCGCCUGUCCUCCCAGAACUCACUCUCACAGGACGUGAACAUGGACCGUCUGAGCGUGUCGUCGCUGACCUCCGCAGACGCAGACUCUUCUUCUCUGUUGGACUCAGACCUGUGUUUGGAGCCCGAGGGGUUCACGUCCCCUCAGCACCUCGCCUCCCGCGGCCUCAGACGCAGCCCCAGCACCCCCGACCGGGUCUUCAGACACAACUCCUUCUCUGGUGGUUUGUCUCUUGCUGCUAAAUCCGGUCUCACUCCGGACUCGUCUCCUGAGUGCAGCCGCUUCCAGGCCUCUCCCAGCUUCUCCAUCGAGGUCCUGAUGUCCAGCUGCAGCCGCUGUAAGACGUGUGAGGCGCUGGUGUACGACGAGGAGGUGAUGGCGGGAUGGACGGCCAACGACUCCAACCUCAACAGUUGCUGCCCCUUCUGCGGAUCCGCUUUCCUGCCCUUUCUCAGCGUGGAGAUCAAGGAGCUGAGGCCACACAACAGAUCUCUUUCUAAACACUGUGACACUGUCCUGGAAGAGGAGAAUCCUGCCUCAGUCCCCUCAGUCUCUUCAGUCUCUUCAGUCCCCUCAGUCUCCUCGGCCCCCUCAGUCUCCUCAGUCCCCUCGGCCCCCCCGGCCCCCUCAGCCCCCUCAGUCCCCUCAGUCCCCUCAGUCCCCUCGGCCUCCUCAGUCCCCUCGGCCCCCCCGGCCCCCUCAGCCCCCUCAGUCCCCUCAGUCCCCUCAGUCCCCUCAGUCCCCUCGGUCUCCUCAGUCUCCUCAGUCCCCUCAGUCACCUUGGCCCCCCCGGCCCCCUCAGCCCCCUCAGUCCCCUCGGUCUCCACAGUCUCCUCAGUCUCCUCAGUCUCCUCAGUCCCCUCGGCCCCCCCGGCCCCCUCAGCCCCCUCGGCCCCCCCUCCCAGCUCGCCCGGCGCCCCGUCCCUAGUGACCGUGCCGUACCUGAGCCCGCUGGUUCUGUGGAAGGAGCUGGAGAGUCUGUUGGUGAACGAGGGGGAGCAGGCCCUGUCCUCCCCCAGCGUCGUGGACCAUCACCCCAUCGUCUUCUGGAACCUUCUGUGGUUCUUCAGGAGGCUGGAGCUGCCCAGUAACCUUCCCGCCCUGGUCCUGGGCUCCCAGCACUGCAUCCAGGGAGAACAGGCCCAGAGCUUCAUGGCAGAGGACAGUAAACAGGUCCUGGUCAGGAUCAUGUGGGACAACCUGGCUCUGCACCAGGACACACUGCAGCCCUGCUACGUCCUCUGGAACACACACUGUGCUAACUCGCUGGUCCGCUCGGGCGUGUGUGGAGAGGGUCAGGUGUUCACGGUGGAGCUGCUGCAGGGAAUCGUUCGCAGCAUCAAGAAGAGCGAGCUAGGUGACAUCACACACCGGACCCUGACCCGGACCCGGACCUUGACCCGGACCCUGACCCGGACCCUGACCUGGACCCUGACCCUGAUCCUGACCCGGACCCUGACCCUGAUCCUGACUCUGACCCGGACCCUGACCCGGACCCUGACCCGGACCCUGACCCGGACCCUGACCCUGACCCGGACCCUGACCCGGACCCUGACCCGGACCCUGACCCUGAUCCUGACUCUGACCCUGACCCUGACCCGGACCCUGACCCUGAUCCUGACUCUGACCCGGACCCUGACCCUGAUCCUGACUCUGACCCGGACCCUGACCCGGACCCUGACCCGGACCCUGACCCGGACCCGGACCCGGACCCUGACCCGGACCCUGACCCUGAUCCUGACUCUGACCCGGACCCUGACCCGGACCCUGACCCGGACCCUGACCCGGACCCUGACCCGGACCCUGACCCGGACCCUGACCCGGACCCGGACCCGGACCCUGACCCGGACCCUGACCCGGACCCUGACCCUGAUCCUGACUCUGACCCUGACCCUGACCCUGACCCGGACCCUGACCCGGACCCUGACCCUGACCCGGACCCGGACCCGGACCCUGACCCGGACCCUGACCCUGACCCGGACCCUGACCCUGAUCCUGACUCUGACCCGGACCCUGACCCGGACCCUGACCCGGACCCUGACCCGGACCCUGACCCGGACCCGGACCCUGACCCGGACCCUGACCCUGACCCUGAUCCUGACUCUGACCCGGACCCUGACCCUGACCCUGACCCUGACCCUGACCCGGACCCUGACCCUGACCCUGACCCUGACCCUGACCCGGACCCGGACCCUGACCUGGACCCUGACCUGGACCCGGACCCGGACCCUGACCCUGACCCUGACCCGGACCCUGACCCUGACCCGGACCCUGACCCGGACCCGGACCCUGACCCGGACCCUGACCCGGACCCUGACCCGGACCCUGACCCUGACCCUGACCCUGACCCGGACCCGGACCCUGACCUGGACCUGGACCCGGACCCGGACCCUGACCCUGACCCGGACCCUGACCCUGACCCUGACCCGGACCCGGACCCUGACCUGGACCUGGACCCGGACCCGGACCCUGACCCUGACCCGGACCCUGACCCUGACCCGGACCCUGACCCUGACCUGGACCUGGACCCGGACCCGGACCCUGACCCUGACCCGGACCCUGACCCUGACCCGGACCCUGACCCGGACCCGGACCCUGACCCUGACCCGGACCCUGACCCUGACCCUGACCCGGACCCGGACCCGGACCCUGACCCUGACCCUGACCCUGACCCGGACCCGGACCCGGACCCGGACCCUGACCCGGACCCUGACCCUGACCCUGACCCGGACUACUACUAUAGACUUAGAGACCAUAGAGACUAAACCUCUAUUGAGCUUGUACAGAGACCUGCUGUUCCUCGCACUGGUGUCUUUGGGAAAACACAACAUCAACAUCAAUGCUUUCGACAGAGAAUACAAACUGGCCUACGACCGCCUCACUCCGGCGCAGGUGAAGCUGACGCACAACUGUGACCGGCCCCCAGGAGCCGGGGUCAUGGAGUGUCGCAGGACUUUCGGAGAACCAGGGCUCUAA